AUGUCAUUUCAUGAUUUUCAAUUAUAUGUAUACAAAUACUUUAAAGGAAAACCUUAUGGUGGUAUUUUCGAAGGACGUAGACCAACUCUUUAUAUUUUUGACCCUGACCUCCUGAAAGCUAUAACAGUUCGCGAUUUUGAACAUUUUAUUGAUAGGAAUUCUAUUAACAGUAAUGAGCCGAGAUAUCUAAAACGGUCACUACUCAAUUUGAAGGGAUCAGAAUGGAAAAUUGUUCGAAGCACCAUAACACCAGCUUUCAGUUCUGCCCGAUUGAAAAACAUGUUGCCACUUAUUCAGCAAAGUUCUAACGAAAUGGUUAAAUUUUUACAACAAUAUGAUAAAUCUGAUGUUGAGAUGAAGGAUCUAGUGGGGCACUUAACACUAGAAGUUAUUGGUGCAUGUGCUUUUGGAAUCAAAACUGAUGCAUUAACUGAUGAAAAUGCUCAUUUUGUAAAGGUGGCUGAACAAUUUGGUUAUAUAUCACCAUCAAGGAAAAUACUUUUGCUGGUUUUUAUCAUGCUCUUUCCAAAAUUAAUGAAGUUCAUUAAUUUGUCCUUUGUGAACCCAGAAGUUGCCAAUGAGCUAGUAAAAAUUUUAAAAAUUACCAAAGCGGAAAGGAGAAAGGCCGAGUCUAAGAAAAGUGAUUUCUUACAACUUCUAAUUGAAGCGGCUGAGAAAGAAAAGCACGAAGCAGAAAAGACGGACGGAAUUAUACAUUUGGACGACGACACCAUAGACGCACAAUCAUUUCUUUUCUUAAUCGCUGGAUACGAAACGUCGAGCACGUUAUUGUCAUUCGGUAUUCAUACGCUAGCAAUUAAUCCUGAUAUCCAGGAAAAGCUGCGAGAGCAUAUUCAAGAAGUUACAAACGGAAGGGAAGUUUCUUACGACCUGUUAACAGAGCUCACUUAUCUUGAAGGAUUCUUACUUGAAACAUUACGCUUGCAUCCGCCACUCGGUAGGGUUGAGAGAACAUGCACAAAGGAUUAUAUCUUGCCCGGAACUAAUAUUACCAUUAAUGUCGGCGACGUCAUCGGCAUUCCUAUUUAUGGUAUGCAUAUGGACCCCGACAUAUAUCCUGACCCACACGAGUUCAGACCAGAACGAUUUAUGGGAGAUGAGAAAAAGAACAGACCCUCACACUUAUAUUUGGCUUUUGGUGCUGGACCAAGGAACUGCAUAGGUAUGCGUUUCGCAAUGGUCUCUGCGAAAAUAGCUAUGGUGUCACUGUUGCAAAACUUUAAAUUUUCUGCCUGUUCAAAAACUGAAAAUCCCGUAAGAAUAGACAAAUCAUCGAUGUUACUGAAACCUGCAUCUGGCUUAUGGGUGAAAAUAGAAAAACUG
This is a messenger RNA of Iphiclides podalirius (scarce swallowtail), 1344 nucleotides long. NCBI's taxonomy places the organism in Eukaryota, Metazoa, Arthropoda, Insecta, Lepidoptera, Papilionidae. The record is from the annotation of a GenBank genome assembly.